Messenger RNA from Oryzias melastigma (Indian medaka), 5416 nucleotides. RefSeq names its product SET domain containing 5 (gene setd5). Gene Ontology annotation, molecular function: protein binding. NCBI's taxonomy places the organism in Eukaryota, Metazoa, Chordata, Actinopteri, Beloniformes, Adrianichthyidae. The transcript is spliced from 23 exons. The coding region runs from base 22 to 4317 and encodes 1431 amino acids. The record is from RefSeq and is a predicted model, not a curated record.
CGCGUCGCUGUGCUGGACGUCAUGAGCAUAGUAAUCGCGCUGGGAGUCACCACACCUGAGACGUCUUACUCCGAUAUGGCUGCUGGAUCCGACCCUGAGUCAGUUGAAGCGAGCCCUGCAGUGAAUGAAAAAAACUUGAACACCCACAGCUGUGGGAGCGCACAGAGUCAUGGGUAUCGGGGACUACCAUAUACUAUGCAACAGUCUUCCGUUGUGUGUUGUCAGGAUCACAACUAUGGCGCACCCCCUCCCCCCACCCCACCCGCCUCUCCACCCUCCCAAACCAUCAUUCCCCGCAUGGAGCUUAACGGCGUGGUGCGCAGCUCCCUUUAUCCCAAAUCCACAGAGGAGCACUCUGCCGACAGCGAGAGCUCCUCUGAAGAGGACGGCUCCCCCUGGUGCCACUGCAGCCUGUCGCCAGACGGGCUGCUCGUCAAAUGUGACAACUGCAGGGAGCUGGACAGGAGGAAAGGAGAUGAGAACUUGCACAGAAAAACUGAGAACGUUUCCGUUGGGGAGAGCAGUGCCACAGAGAGUGGCGAUGAGGAGGUGUCCCCCUCAGCCGUCUCUUACACGGCCACUCAGCACACACCCACCAGCAUAAAGCUCACGGUCAACCGGGUCAAGAGGAGCAAGUCCAAGAAGAGGAAGAAGAGCGCGGAGAAGUCUCGGGGGACUCCAAAGGAGAAGAAGGUUAAGGCUUUUAGAGAGGGUUCUAGAAAGUCCAUGAGGAUGAAGAACUCCACAUCAGAGGCGAGCGGCGUGGACGAGAACACAGCAGAAGGCUGGGAGAACCGGAUCCGACAGUGGACGGACCAUUACGAGGAAGCUCUGGCUAACCAGUACAGUGCUGACAUCCAGACACUGCUCCGCCUUUACCGUGCCGCUUCCUCCACCACUGAGAGUGGUGCCACUACGCCUCCUUCGAGCACAGAGCUGCACGUUGCUACAGACACCAUCAACCGCACAGAGCUGGCUUGCAACAACACAGUGCUGGGUUCACAGAUGCAGCUCCAGCUGGGACGCGUCACACGUGUCCAAAGACAUAGAAAGAUUCUCAGAGCCGCCAAGAACCUGGAUCCAGACACGCUCAUUAUUGAGUACCGGGGCAAGGUCAUGCUCAAGCAGCAGUUUGAGGUCAACGGGCACUUCUUCAAAAAGCCUUACCCCUUCGUGCUGUUCUACUCAAAGUUCAACGAAGUGGAGAUGUGCGUGGACGCUAGGACCUUUGGUAAUGAUGCACGCUUCAUCAGGAGGUCCUGCACGCCCAACGCCGAGGUCCGACACAUGAUCUCUGAUGGCAUGAUCCAUCUGUGCAUCUACGCCAUCAGUCACAUUUCUAAGGACUCUGAAGUCACCAUUGGUUUUGACUAUGAGUUCAACAGCUGUGACUAUAAGGUCGACUGCGCCUGUCACAAGGGCAACCAGAACUGCCCAGUGCAGAGGCACAAUCUGAGCCCCAGGGACAGCUUGAUGGGCUCCCCCAAUCUCCCUCCCCCUUCUGCUCUUGUUGGAGCUGAGACUCGUCGCAGGAAAGCUCGGAGGAAAGAGUUGGAGGGCUGCGUGGCUUCCGAUGCCAACAGCACAGCUAGCCAGCAGAUGGAGGCCAAAGAUCAUCUGGGAAGCAGCGAUGCAGAGGAAAAACUUCUGGAUGAGACCAAGGUGGAAGAUGGAGAGGAAGGAGAGGUGGAUGAAGAUGGAGUCAACCUACCCAACAAAAAAACUUUCAACAACAGGAGGAAGAGAGGAGGGGUUGAAAUUAAGUCUGAAGGUGUGGAGACAGAGAAUGGGGCAGGAAAUCCCUCAGGGGGCUCCACGGCACCCCUUAGUGUUGGAGUGGGGAUCACCACGCGAAGAACCACCUACAUUACGGAGCCCCCACCUGUUGAAGAAAAGAGCUGCUUACCGAACCCGCCCGCUCCAGUUGUUCCCCCAAAACCCACCAGACCAACCAAGCCUCGACCAAAAAGCCGGAUAUCUCGCUACCGCUCCAGUUCUUCCCAGCGAGCCCGGCGGCAGCGGCAGGCGCUUGCCCAGCAGCAGGCGGCAGCAGCAGCUUUGGCGCAGACGGCGUCAAUCCAGGCCGCUGCUCUCAAUGAGGAGGGAUCUCAGGGCCCGCAUGGGGCUGAGCACGGCCACGGAGACUGCAGUGUGGUGGGUCAUCACCCGGACGGAGACGGUCAGACCUUAAACAGCUUAAACCGAGGCAACCUCCGGCACCCGAAAACCAAGAAGUACCUCGUGACAGAGUGGCUGAACGACAAGAUCCCAGGAGGAGAUAAAGUCCAGCACGAAGUGACUGCUGAGCGCCCCCUGAAGAUCACCACUGACCCCACUGUGCUGGCCACCACACUGAACAUGCUCCCAGGCCUCUCUCACACCUCGCUCAUCUGCACAGCGCCUCGACACUACGUUCGCUUCGGCUCGCCCUUCAACCCCGAGAGACGCCGGCCCCGCCCUCUGCAACUUGACGGCACAUAUGGCUGCUACAAGAAGAGGUGGAUCAAGCAGGUUGAGGAUGAGAGCUGCUCAGCCAGCCUGGAGGACGGCACAGAGUCCACUUCUUCCCAGCAGAGCACCAGCAGCCGGUCUACACCCAACCCACACUGUGCAGAGGUCAGUGCUCCAAUUAAAAAGCGCCGCCACAAGUACAUCAGCGAGAGGAUGGCUACACCCUCAGACCACCUGCUCCGCCCGCUGUCGCCCAUCACGCCACCUCUUCCAGGGGACUCCCCACACCCGCUGCUCCACACACCCUGUGGCACGUUGCUGUCCAACGGCCUCGUCUUCUCGCCCAUGCCCUCGCUGCCCACCAGCCGCUGCAACACGCCGCUGCAGUUUGAAAACAUCUCGUCACCUGAAGCCUCUCCGGUUCACCGACCCGAGUCCGUCUCUCCACAGCUGUUUCAGGCUGAUUCUGAUGCCUCCAGGCCUCAGUUCCCAGACCUGUCCCUCCCUUCCACCCUGGAGAGCCCCAUGGCCACAACCUCAGAGGACUUCUCUUUUCCUGGGGGCGCUUCAGGCCAAGAUUCCCAAGGCCCUUUGUGUGUGGGGACCAGCUCUGUAAACCUGUCAUGUCCUCCCUCUGACCUGCAGAACAGGGAGCAGGCCUUCAGGACAGAGUUCAACCUCAUUUACACCUGCUCCCCCCUCAAUGCAAACCUGGGGGUGCACCCCGAGCGCCGCCCUUCUCAGGUGGAAGGAGGCUUCUCCCCCGCCGACUUGCACGGUUCCAUGAGCGGACCAGGACUGCUGGGAGAUCUGUGCUCGGGCUCCCUGUCCCCGUACAUGGAGCAUCAUUAUGGGCCAGGAUUUAACGACAGCAGCACGCCGCCACACCCCAGCAACCCCCCUCAGAAGAAAAAGGUGUCUCUGCUGGAAUACCGGAAGAGGAAGCAGGGCGGCAGACGUGACUCGGAGUCGGCCGGAAGCAGCACUUCCAUGGACGGUGCACACCCCCGCCCUGGCUCCCACUACAGAAACGACUCCCAUCACACCCAUUCCCAUCAGCGGAGGCAGCCCCCGGCCUCCCCGAACACCUCCUUCACCACUUCCACCCGCUCUCCCUCGAUCCCUCAGACGGAGGAUGUGGGUCUGCCGGAACAUCCCGGAUCCUCACAGAAACCCAAGCUGCAGGACAGCAGCAGUCAAUGGAUGGUUCCCACCACCGUGGAGCGCCUGAGAGAGGGCCAGAACCUGGAGCGAGUGCUAAGGAACUUCAAAAUGGAGCAGAUCUACAAGAGGAGUGGCUCCUCAGAAAGAGAGGCUGAUGCUGAGUGGUUUGAGGCGCACGCAGCACCUGUGGCCCCCUCCAGGAAAAGUCCUCACAGGUUCAGCCCUUCAGGCUUCUCCCAGCAGGACGGUCUGCAGCAGAGCGACAGCCCUCUCCUCCACCCGACGUCUCGGUCUCCGUUCCACGCCUCCUACAGCCCCUCUUCGGGGCACAGCUUCUACCUGUCCACCUCCCACCCGGGACUGUCCCAAGAUCACCCCCCCAGCUCCAGCCCCACCCCAACCUCCUGCUCCUCAGACUCGCAACCACCACCAGGUGGCGCACACCAGCAGGGCGGCAGCAGCCACUUGAAAUUGAGCCUGCCGAGCAGCGCCUCAGGGGGGGCCCCCAGAGGCCAAGGACAGCAAAUGGAGCAGGGUUCCCCCGUGCCCGCAGCGGGGCAGCUAACUCGCAGCCUGAAGGCGGGGCUGCAGGCCAGCUCCACGCCGUCUGCAGCGACACAUUACCCACAGCGGGGGGCGCCACAGUUCCAGCACUCAUCUCUGCAGGGAGCCAGCGUCUGGACGCAGUCUGGCGGGGUGUAGGAACGCUGAGUCAGCGCACGUCUAAAGACUCCCGAGGCUGCAGAGGAGCCAGAACUUCUUUUCUCUUCUUUUCAGUUUGUCUUUUUGUUAAAAAAAAAACUGGACCCCCACCCCACCCCCAGUAAGACUUCAAUCAGUGGAAGUUGUGAUCCCCUUUGGUUAUAAAAGGAAGUGCAGGUAAUCAUGUGUAACUUGAAAUUGUCCUCGGUGUGCUGACAGAUUGUACAGCCAUGGUUGUCGUCACGGUAACUGGACGAACCCCAGUCAGGAGUUGCUUUUGUGUCCUUGGGGGGGGCUGACAGUCCCUCCCCCACCGCCCUCAGCUCAAGGUGAGGACUUGGUCCUGCACCACUGAACUGGUUUUGGUUCCCCUGCUGUACUGGUCCCGCACAGGUCUAAUGGUGCUGCAUUCUUCCCAAGAGAAGUCCACGUCUGCGCACCUUCACCUGUUCGUGACGGAGGCGGGGCUUCACCAGACUGUGGCUUCAUCCAGGAAUCCAGACGUCUACUUUUAUCUCUGACCAAUCUUUGCAUUCCACGACUUGGAGCUCGGAGGGAGGGGCAUUCGGACUGUCCACGCACCAAAACGCUGCUACGCCCCCCCUCCCCACUCCGUCUGCCAGCUUCUCCCAUGAGGAGCCGACGCAGCUCUUUUAGAACUAGACACAUCGUGGACAACUCCCCUCCCCAACCCUCCGACCUGCCACUACAAGCCCCCCAACACAGGAGGGCCUCACAUGACAUGAAUGUUUGACACGUUAAAGAGUGGAGACCCAAAAUGAACCAGCACCUUAAACAGAAGACGACCUAAACUCGCGUUGGGAUUUCUCUGAGCGCGCACAGAAAGAAUGUGACGGACAGAUUUUAUUGUACACUGAAUCCACGGUGCUCGUCCGCAGGGCCAAGCUGCCAGCCCCCGUCAGCUGCUUUGGAGGGAGUGUUAUUGGGUUCCUUCAAAAACCAGACACGUUCUUUGUUUUGUAAAAUGUUUCAGUUCUGUUUUUCACUUCAAAGUAGAAACUAUUUCAAUUGUUCUUUAAGAGAUUUAAGAAGCGAGAGAUGUAACACGUUUUGAUAAUAAAAAUAAUCAUGAUGUGAA